Archocentrus centrarchus (flier cichlid) is the source of this 5783-nucleotide messenger RNA. It is a transcript of the gene ulk1b, whose product is annotated as unc-51 like autophagy activating kinase 1. The record is from RefSeq and is a predicted model, not a curated record. Gene Ontology annotation, molecular function: ATP binding; protein serine/threonine kinase activity. Gene Ontology annotation, biological process: negative regulation of collateral sprouting; reticulophagy; piecemeal microautophagy of the nucleus. Gene Ontology annotation, cellular component: phagophore assembly site; phagophore assembly site membrane; cytoplasm. Lineage: Eukaryota; Metazoa; Chordata; Actinopteri; Cichliformes; Cichlidae.
GACGCUGCUUCGACGGGACCAGGGAUGUUGUGACUUCGGCGAUUCUGCUGCUAAUUGCAGUGCAUUAAGGGGAGCGUUUACAGUCGUCGCUGGUUAUUUGAAGCUGUUGAUGCUUCUUUUGAGUUUAAUCUUAGGGCUUGUUUCGCCUGUGUGGACGCUCGGCGACAGAAGUCAAGACCUCCUGUAUAUAAACAAAACGCAGCGAGCUGCUUUUUAAGGUGGCACGUCCGAGACAGCUGCGGGUAAACUCGUCCAAUUCCCGUUCGUCAAGUUAGCUGACUUCGUGUUGGCCGUACUGUCAAAGAUGGAAAUUGCCUUACGGUUUUCUUAGACGUAAAACCCUUAAAACGUAUCCGUGUUAACAUGAGAGAAGAGGCCGGCUUGUUUGGAAGGCAGCCCAUGGCAAGAGGAAGAGGGGGUGAACGUCGCUGCAGCUGCCCCCAGUUGACUGAGGAGAAAGGACUUGCUAACAAGAAGGGUGACCUGAGGUCUCCUGGUCAUUUGUCCAGGUCUUAGUAGAGUAAAAUAAAGACUUUGGCUCAACAUGGAGACGGUGGGGAAAUUUGAGUUCAGUCGGAAGGACCUGAUAGGACAUGGCGCAUUUGCUGUGGUUUUUAAAGGUAGACACCGAGAGAAGCAUGACUGGGAAGUGGCAGUAAAAUGCAUAAACAAGAAGAACCUGGCCAAAUCUCAGACUCUGCUGGGGAAGGAGAUCAAAAUACUGAAGGAACUCAAACAUGAGAACAUUGUCGCUUUACUGGACUUUCAGGAAACUGCCAGCUCAGUGUACCUGGUAAUGGAGUACUGCAAUGGUGGCGAUCUCGCUGACUACUUACACUCCAAGGGCACACUGAGUGAAGACACUAUUCGGGUUUUCCUGCAGCAGAUUGCAGGGGCCAUGAGGGUCCUACAUUCCAAAGGAAUAAUCCACAGGGAUCUCAAACCCCAGAACAUACUGCUCUCCUACCCGCCAGGAUGCAAGUCGCACUCCAACAACACCUGCAUCAAGAUUGCGGACUUUGGCUUUGCUAGGUACCUUCAGAACAACAUGAUGGCGGCCACUCUCUGUGGAUCACCUAUGUACAUGGCUCCUGAAGUAAUUAUGUCCCAAAACUAUGAUGCCAAGGCUGACUUGUGGAGUAUAGGAACCAUAGUGUUUCAGUGCCUGACUGGAAAAGCUCCUUUUCAGGCCAGCAGUCCCCAGGAUCUCCGGCUGUUCUAUGAAAAAAACAAGAACCUCAGCCCCAACAUUCCCAGAGAGACUUCAACCCAUCUGAGACACCUGCUGCUCGGUCUGCUGCAGCGCAACCACAAAGACCGAAUGGACUUUGAUGACUUUUGUCAUCCUUUCCUGGAGGCUAGCUCAUCUGUGAAAAAGACAACUCCUACUGUGACCAUGACUUGUUUGCCCAGCUCUGCAUCAGCCAGCUCUUGUAGCAGCUCGUCCACCUCUCACCUCGCCUCACCACCGCAGUCUCUUGCUGAGAUUCAGCAGUUGCGUGCCAAAGCUCUGGCCUCUCCCACCCAGGAGGCCACUGGUUUUCUCCUUAAGGACUCGUCUGGAGGUGGCGGCAGCAGCAAGAACUCCUCCUCUUGUGACACAGAUGACUUUGUGAUAGUGCCUGCUCACUUUACCACAGGUGAGCUGACAGCUGAGAGUAAAAUGCUGCAGGACAGCCUAAUGAACAGCGGCUCUCUUUUGGCUUCUGCUGGUCUGUGUAGCCAAGCCAAAACACCACCGCACUCACCUUCCUACAGUGGAUCACCAAGUCCUGUCAGGCCCACCGAGUUCUCGGGAAGUAACUAUGGAAACCACGGUCAGUCAUUGCCUAUUCCAGUCCCCACUCAGGUCCAGAAUUACCAACGCAUGGAGCAGAACCUCCAUUCUAACAAACAGGAUGGUUCACCACGGCUGUCGACACCAGUGCGCCGCUGCAGCAGUGGAAGCUUGUUGGGCUGUGCUAGGACCGGACCCUCACCACCCUAUGGGCAGGGUGCUGUCACCACCACCACUGCCACCCGCAGGUUCUCCCUGGGAGGUGCAAGAGCUUUCCAGCUCUCUCCUCAAGCUCUGCAGCACACUGAACCCAGGCUGAAUUCUCAGCAGCCCCCACAGAGGGCAGGACUUGGCACACGGCUCCACAGUGCCCCCUGUCUAUUGGAGUGUGCCAGUGGUGGCGUCAGGCAAAAAAUCCGAAAGCAGCACUCGGACCCUGUGGGUACACCCUCUGCCGGGCUCAUGGCUGUCCGCCCCCUACACUCUUCCCCCAGGCUGAGUGAGCUGAUGCAGCGUAGUCCCCUUCCCACUAUCCUGGGCUCCCCCUCCAGGGCCAUCCCUCCAUUUGAAUUUCCCAAGCCCCCAAGUUCUCCAAACUUGGUGACUUUCCUGACACAGCAAGGUAUGGUCAUUGGCUCUCCUUGCAGCAGGACUGCCCCAGCAGAGCUCAGAGACAUGGUACACCAAGCCCCCCCACCGGUCACCCAUCCUGCUCACUGCAUCCACAGACGGAAUGAUAACACCAAGAGCUUUGGAAGGUCUCAAAGUGCCGGUCGUUUGUCCGAUGUGCUCCUGAUGGCUGCAUUUGGACCAGGUGGACCUCCAGGUGACCGAGGCAGCACAGAGAACCUGACUUCUGAAAAAGCCAUAGACAUAACAGGGCCCCCGGGUGGUGGGGCAGGCUUUGCACCCGGCUCUGGCAGCCCUGCACAGGUGGUUUUCACUGUAGGAUCUCCACCUAGUGGCAGCACGCCACCCAUUACCUCCAGACAGAGAAAAUACUCAGGCUCAUUCACUUCAGGCAGCCCUGCAGGCUCCUUAACCAGUCGUCACCCUCAGACAGGCACCUGUUUGGAUGGCUUUGAGGCUUCUUCCAGUCCUCGUUACAGUUUCACUGAUCCCAUCACCGCCAACAUGGGCGGUCGCGUCACCUUCGAGGCUCCUGAGCUGCCCGAGGAGACGCUGAUGGAGCAGGAGCACACAGACACUGUGCAAAGAUUGCGCUUCACAUUGGAUUUUGCUCUGUGUCUAAUGGAGGUGGCUGCUGCCCGUGGUGCUACAGUGACGGGGGAUCAGGGGGACAUUUCUCAUCUCUCUCUCCUUCAGCAGCAGAGCCUGGUAGCAGAUCAGAUAAGCUCGCUGAGCCGAGAGUGGAGUCAUGCAGAACAGCUGGUUCUCUACCUUAAAACUGCAGAACUCUUGUCCAAUGCCUUACACACAGCCAUGGAGCAAGUUAAACAGGGCAAGCUGUACCCAUCUGCUACUGUCAAACAAGUUGUGAGAAAACUGAAUGAGCUGUACAAGUCCAGUGUGACAUCCUGCCGCUCACUUAACACGCGUCUGGAGCAUUUCUUUUCCCGGAAGCACCGCCUAAUGGACCAGAUCACCUCCAUCACAGCUGAACGGCUGCUGUUCAGCCACACUGUGCAGAUGGUUCAGGCUGCUGCACUGGAUGAGAUGUUCCACCAGGGGGAAGCAUCAGUCGUGCGUUACCACAAAGCUCUUUUACUGAUGGAGGGCCUGUCUCUGCUGCUCACUGAACAGGAUGACAUCCUCAGUGUUAGCAAAUGUAAAGAGUGCAUUGAACGACGGCUCACAGCUUUGCAGUCAGGGCUCUGUAUAUGAUAGCCCUGCACUAUUUUGGGGGUGUGGAGAGGAUGACACUCAUUUGCACCCUGCGCAUUACUAACCAAAUUUCCACCCGCGUCUCGUGGUUCCCACUUCGAAAUCCCCAACACCAAACUCAUACAAGUGUUGGACAUAAAGAGGAUUUUGCUCCCGGCACUGGAAAUGCCAAGAACAUUCCCCUCACUAGGAGUAUCCCAUUCAGGAGCAGUUAUUUCCAAGUAUUCACCUUACCCACAUAUGGUACUUAUCUAAACGCAUAGCUCUUUAAGAACAACAAAUAUUCAUGCUAUGACUUUGCAGUAGGCAACUCUAUAGACAAACUGUUCACACAAGAUCACAGACGGGAGGGGAAGUGCAGUGGGCAUGUGCUGAUAAAACGUGGGAUUGUCCAACUAUCAUUCUCAUCAAAUCUGUGUCUGUGUAGCAUCGCGUCUUUGCUUUCCUGGGUUGUUUUUGUUUUGUUUUGUUUUUCUUUCUUCUUCAUCUUCAGGGGUUUAUAUAAUUAUUUGCUGGCUGAUGGGAAGUGUACAGUGUAUGGCAUUACUACAGUUCGUGACCACAGGUGCACCCAAGCACUAUUUCAAAACUGUUGCCAAAAUUACUUUGUGUUGUUUUUUUUGUUUUUUAAAUGGUUUUGUUUUUGUGCUUCAGAUUCACUUUAUGUAACUAUACUGGGCUAUAGAGAAGAGGGGGAAAAAAAACUGUUUGACACUUUAAUGAUUCAAUACUUGCUUAAUAUCAAAGACCAUGUCCUUUAGCUUACACCCGAUGGUGUAGAAAGGAUUAGUUUAAUGUGAUUAGUUUUAUAAAAGGUGGUAUAGAAGCAGAAAAUAGGUCCAGAAAACACUCAUUACCCACGCUGUAUCCUCUGCUGUAGCGUGGGUAUAGCUUUUAAUUCAAGCUGGACUGAAUGUGGUCUCUUAGCAGCUUUGAUCACAAUCAUGUUAAAAAUGCUGCGAUAACCUGGAAUAUAUUAUCCAGGCGUACAGACGUUUAUAGGUGCUGCUGUGGCCGGCAAUGUCUUCACACGAUUCUUCAUUUUGUCUUUGAAUCUUUUAUCUAUCAAUUCAUUUAGCAAGUAUAAUCAAUUUUGAAUGUAGGGCUGUCUGGAGAGAAACGGCAUUAAUAUUAGACUGAAUGUUAGAUAUUUAACAUUUAGGCUGAUCUUGGGGCUGAAGUCUGAAUGUUUUUGCACUGUUAAAGUACUGUAUAGAGAGAUCAUGAGUGGACCAUGCUAAACGUGUCCAGUUGUUGUAGAUACUUUGACUUGUUUAUUACAAGAGUUCCGCUUACAUACAUAUAAUGCAGCUUUUGUUGUGUUACAGUUACUGUCAAAAUGUAAUGUUAGAUGUGGGAAUGUUGAUAAAGAGAUGGUAUAAGCUAUGGAAGAUUUCUAUUAGAAGAAAAUGGAAGAGAGAGAUUUCUUUACACUGAAAGAAAAAAAAAGAUUUGCAUUGAUUGUUUUUUGUGCUUUAUUUUAUAGUAGUGGGUAACUUUUGGUUGAGUUUUGAAAAGUGACAUGUUUAUUUGAAGUACUAACAUAUGUGUGUUGUUGUUCACCUUUGACAUUCAUCCCAAAAUGUGGGACAGUUGGAACUUUCCCUUUGGUUGCUUUUUUGGUUUUUAUUAAAGGAACGUUUGUUUGCAUGCUCUGGUUUUGUGAAGUGUUGCUGUUUGAGGUGCAGCAGAUGAAGCAGUGACACAGCUCUGUAAGAUGGGAAAUAUUUGACUCCCAGUUGAAUGUGUGGAUGUAGUUCACAAAAGGUAAAAUACCACUUUUAGAAAUAAAAAGUGGCACAUUUAGGCCACUACUUUGUUUUCCCUAAUAUGUAAUUUCUUGAGCUUUUACAAGGUAAUUAAGAUGGUGAAUAAGGAGUAAAUUUUGUAAUAAGGCAUGGAUGUGUGGUCACAUCUGAGGACAGAUUACAGCGAUGCCUGUUACCAAAACAGAAUGGAGGAAAUAUUCAUCAAAGUAUCCAUUGUGUGUGUUUUCUUUGUUGCCUUUUGUUAGACGACUUUCUAUGAAACUUUCUUAGAUAUUGCUGUACCUGCGUGUGUAUGUUUAAGUGUACAUUCCACAAAUCAAAUAAUUCACAAGCUCCCUGUCUCUGCAGACGCUGCUAUGUGCAGAUCCCUUGUGAUUAAAAAAAAAAAAAAA